UUACAUGCAGAAGUUUGACAGCUCAGCGCAAGAAGCUGUCAGCCCGUCGGUACAAAGCUGAGCCAUACACCUGAUCGCAUUUAGUGUCUGGGGAAACAUUUCUUGGAGGAUAAAAGAACACCUGAGGAUAUUGUAAUGCUGAACUGUCACCAAAGGCGAGACUGAAGUCCUGAAGUUUUAAUCGUAUUUUAUUAAUUUUCCGGAUCAGUGACAAUUUCUACGUAUUUUGAAAAGGGAUUACUAAAAUGUCGAGAGACCCCGACGAAGUUAGCAAACUCACCGAGAGUACCUACAAGAAUGUUAUGGAACAGUUCAACCCGGGUCUGCGGAACCUCACCAACCUUGGCAAGAGCUAUGAGAAAUCGGUGACAGCGAUGACCCAGGCUGGGAGGCUCUACUUUGAUGCUGUCUCAAAGAUUGGGGAGAAUGCAGCCAUAUCGCCAGUGUCCAGAGAGCUUGGGGUGGUGCUGAUGGAGAUAUCAGAGGUCCAUAAAAAGGUUUACCUUGAGCUGGAGGAAAAUUUUAAAAAGUUCCACAAAGAGAUCAUUGAAGAACUGGAGAGGAAGACAGAAAUGGAUGUGAAGUACAUGACAGCCACGUUCAAGCGCUACCAGAUAGAGCACAAGAUGAAGCAGGACUCUCUGGACCGCUCGCACUCCGACCUGAAGAAGCUCCGCCGCAAAAGCCAGGGCAAGAACGCCUCCAAGUACGAGAGCAAGGAGAGUGAGUGCCUGGAGACACUCACCCAGAGGCAGGUGGAUAUGCAGCGGUUCAUUGCUGAUGGCUGCAGGGAGGCCUUGCUGGAGGAGAAGAGGCGCUUCUGCUUUCUAGUAGACAAGCACUGCAUCUUCUCUGACCACUUCGCCAGCUUCCACGAAAAGUCGAAGGAGAUGCUCACGUUGAAGCUGCCCACCUGGCAGGACAAAUGCGGCGAUGCCACCAACAUGCCUGACAGCAUCGUGUCCAUGAUAGAGGGCGUGCGCACGCCUGUGGCUAUGACCCCCCAGCCCUCGCCUCAGACCCAGCGCCACAGCAGGAAUAACUCGGACACAAUGGUUCCACCGCCAGCGCCGGUGCUGAAGGCCCAGACCAGUCCACUGGCCAACAUGUUCAGCCAGGAGACAGGCAGACCACAACACACCAAUGAGCAUGGCGGCGGCGAGGAGAACGGCAGUCUGCAGCGAGCCGUGUCCGUGUCGUCGGGCCUCAACAACAUGGUCCGGCGGCCGCGCGUGCGCACCAUCUUCCCCCACGCGGCCAGCAACAACAGCACGCUGCUCUGCUUCGACGAGGGCGACAUCAUCACGUUGCUCAUCCCGCAGGAGAGGGACGGCUGGCUGUACGGGGAGCUGGACAACACCAAGCAGAGGGGUUGGUUUCCAAGCUCUUACUGCCAGGCUUACACAGAACCUACGGCCAAUAACAGUGUGUACCAUCCACCGGUGCGCAGUAAAAGUGUGGCCAACCUGAUGCAGCAGCAGCAGCAGGAGGAUGAGCAGGAGGCGGAGCAUGAGUACGUUCCAGUGGUUCUCCCCCCACCCGACUACAGCGACUCCCCCACCAGGACUCAGCCGAGCCCGGCCCAGAACUCCCACAGCGCUCCCAACACCGCCCCGAACACGGUGCACAGAAUGAAUGGAAUCUCAAGACCACCUUUCCUUGCAGGUGGAGGAAACCCAUUUGCUACUGUCAGACUGCGGCCCACCGUCACCAAUGACAGAUCGGCUCCCGUCAUCUGAGAGAGGAGCCCAGGGACACUAGCAUGAUGCAGAGACUGAUCUGGACUGAUUCGGACGCCUGUGGGAAGACACGAUGUCAAAGAUGUCAAGUUUUGUGUUCAUUUGUAUUGUUUAGAGUAGACAGGUAACUGCUGUAUACAAUCGGUCUGGCACUGUGAGCUGGAGUGAGUAGAGAAGUACAUUUAUUUAUAUAACUUUUAGAGAGAUACAGUAUACAUGUAUAUUUUGCUAAUCAGUUCUGACAUUGCCACUAGUGAUACAGGCAAUUUAUGCAACAAAGCAAGAUGACAUAAUACAAAUAUCUAAAAUUGUACAUUCUCUUCCUAUGUAGAUAGAUUUUCGCUGUAUCUUGUUGAAGUUGAAUAACCGUUAAGGAUAUAAUGUUGCCAUAGGACAAAUACUGAAUGUAUACUGUAUGUGGGGCUGACAUUGAAUGAACGUCCCUCUGAUAGUGUUGCUAGUGUUUUGAUUAUGUGCUUUGUCUGUUGACAAUAAUAUUUUAAAUACCUACUGAUGUCUAUGAUACAAGCCCGAGAUGGAGAGGCAUAUGGGCCCGAGAUGGAGAGGCAUAUGAGCACAUUGUAGGAAGUCCUCUACUGAAUGUGCAGGAAUUUAUUUGUCUUGAAAGCAAAAGUAGGACUGGGACACAAAGCAAACUCAGUUCACUGUCAUGACAGAUGAUGCUGAAUGGAGAGACUGGGCAGGCCUAGUUGUCUGAAAUGACUUGAGUCAGCUUUGGGAGGAUAGUUUAGGGCAUAUACUGAACUUCUCUCAUGGAAGCACACACAGUAGCAGAUAGUUUCAAUAGAGCCUUGAUUUGUAAAUGUGUUCUCCUCAGCAUGGACUUCAUUUAAGUGUUUCUUUACUUUCAACAGCACUUGUAGUUUCUGUGCCAUGGCCCAGCUAUUCAAGUACUGUCUGCAUAUAGAUUCCACACAGAAAUGCUAGACAUGCAACACUCAGCCAGUCCUUCUGUUUAUUCAGUGUUUUUGUCUACUGUGGAUACUUUUGGAUGUACAGUAUACGACUAGAUUUGAUUCACACAGUGAAGAACACUUUUGCCUUAACCUCUAAUUCAGCCCUGUAUUUUCCUCCACCAGAAAGACAUCUUGUGCAGGUGUAAAGUUAACACUGUGUUUCUCCCUUCAUCACAUUUACUGCCAUUUCAACUUGGCAUUUCAGGGAAGCCAUUCAGAUGCCUAGUGCAAAGCUUCUUUUUAUUUUCUCUUGCUGCUGUUUAUCAUGUGACUAUGUUGCAUACUUGCUCUAUGAAGAUAAAAAUAAAUGUUUUAUUUCUGCA
Alosa sapidissima (American shad) is the source of this 3039-nucleotide messenger RNA. It is a transcript of the gene baiap2l1b, whose product is annotated as BAR/IMD domain containing adaptor protein 2 like 1b. The record is from RefSeq and is a predicted model, not a curated record. Gene Ontology annotation, cellular component: cytosol; nucleoplasm. Gene Ontology annotation, biological process: actin crosslink formation; actin filament bundle assembly; plasma membrane organization. Gene Ontology annotation, molecular function: protein binding. Lineage: Eukaryota; Metazoa; Chordata; Actinopteri; Clupeiformes; Clupeidae. Bases 246 to 1739 code for a protein of 497 amino acids. The transcript is spliced from 14 exons.